This is a messenger RNA of Phytophthora infestans T30-4, 552 nucleotides long. RefSeq lists its product as uncharacterized. Lineage: Eukaryota; Oomycota; Peronosporomycetes; Peronosporales; Peronosporaceae. The record is from RefSeq and is a predicted model, not a curated record. The transcript has a single exon. The coding region runs from base 1 to 552 and encodes 183 amino acids.
AUGUCUGAGUUACAGCGCCUGUACGCCGCAGCGCACGGAGCGCAGCCGGCAGCACCAGCGCCAGCACCAGCGCCACCACGAGAUGGUCGGGCACAGGCUGGAGGCGAGCAUUUCCAGCAGCAGAACCAAGGAGUCCGCUACCCGGACGCGCGACAGAAGAAGCUAGCGAUUCGGCCAUUCGACGGAAAGGAGUUGUACGUAGGACUCGGAUCUGGAUUCCUCGAGUGGGGUCGACGCUUUGAGAGACAAGUUGCGUUGGCGCAGUCGGCAUGUGGGUUCGCGCGGCCGGAAGAUGUCAAGGUGGAUCUGCUGGGGCAUUACCUAGCGGGGACUGCAGAAAGGUACUAUAACAAGCAAGUAGAUGCCUGGUGGACACAACUGCCCACACUGCAAUACGUCAUGGAGAGGAUGCUCGAGACGUUCAAGACCAACAUCACCCCCGCGCAAGCAAUGAAGUUGCUCACUGCGCCGAAGGAAGGCAAUAGAUCGUGGCCCGAACACUAUAUGUACUUGGUCGCCGUAUCAGAGGCAUGCGGUGGCGGGGCAGACUGA